UUAUGAUAAAAACUUUUUAUAAAUUUAUUAAGCGAUCUCUGUUUUCUCUAUAUAAAGCGCGUCCCCCAGCUGCAUUGGUACAAAUUUUGCACUCUUUUCUUUCAUUUUUUUAUCGUUUUGAUCACUCUGAGAAUAACCCAUGUCGAAGCCAGAAUUGUUUAUUGCAGAGGAAGAGAUCAAAUCUCUUGAAUUCGUCAUCAAAUGCUUGAUCCCCACAUCUGAAUUCGGCGUCGAAAGAUCUUUGGAAAAUGAUAACGAAACAAAAGCGAAAGAAAAUCUCCAAAUAAUGGUGGUGAAACCAGUUGCAACAAAAUUUGAGAAGAAAGAAGGAGAAGAUGAGGAAGAAGAAGGUUUCCAAACUCCAAAAUCAAGAGAUCAUAGGAUACCGGAGAUUUUGACUUGCCCACAUGCUCCAAAGAAGCGGAGGCCUCCAAAAAGAAAAUCAUGUAUAUCUGAAAAUCGAUUUUUCAAGAAGGUAGUGCUCUCAGAAUGUUGCAAGGAAGUCGAUCUCAGUUCAAAGAAGCCCCCUUGUUCCUGGAGCGUUGGAGGCCGGGGAUGGGAACAUCUCGCAAACAUAAAUUUUGGCUCAGGUGACUCACAUUCCCCUCCAUGCCAGACACCCCAGCACCCUCAAACUCAUUGGAGAUGCAUGCGGGGACUUCAUAUCUGUACACUGGAAGUCGUCCGAGUUUCUCACCCUGGGCACUAUCCAGUUGCUGAUCGAAACUGUGAACCCUAAUCUCAUACCUCCCACGCUGUGGCUUAAAAUCAGAGGAGUCCUUUUUUGCAUUCAUAUGGCCUGGUUAGAGGCCUCACCCCUUUCCCAACCUCAUGGACGUGAGUUGUGUAAUGGCCCCAAGGCCCUGGGAGCGCAGGGCAGACCACAAUCGCCGGACCUUUGUGGCUCACAGAAGACGACGGGUCGCCCAUCGUAACUGUUGAAAUUUCAAUCGGACGGGUCCUGUUGGACUCCUCCAGCCCACGAACUCAGGCAGCCGCCCUUCCCUUCCGCUGUCCCCCCUCCCAACCUCCCUGCUGAAUCACGCGAGGGCUGAUGUCAGCCCCCUCACUGCCCCCAGGCAGCUGCCUCUCUCCCACCUUUCCUCUCCCACAUCACCCCCUUCCAAAACCCAUGUGACAGCCCAGACCCUCUCCCCAAACCCAUCCCUCCAUGUCCCUUCUCGAACGCAGAUCCCUUCUGCCCUCACAUGACACUCCCCCUCCCCUUCCUCCACAUGGCCUCCAUCCUGCAGCCCCCUCAUACGAACAGCACCUUGCCCACUUCACGUGCCACUCAACCCUCUCCUGGCCCCGUCAUUUCCAUCAUCUCCCCACGUGGCCAGAUCCCUCUAAUUGAACCAUCGCCUCCCCUCCGCCGCCUGGUCAUGUGGCCACCACCCCACCUUCCUGUGACAGGUCACCAGAUGUCACUCCCUCACUCUUGAGCCCUAUGCCUCCUCUCCUCCCCACUGACUCAAUCCGCCCCACCCCAACCUAACCUUCUGCCAAGCCCCAUCAACACCAACCCAAUCUCCCCUAUUCUCCCUCCAGACUUGGCUCCACCAUUGGAUCUAGGUCUGCAAACCUCCAUUCCCUCUCAGCCCUCCACGUCUCCUAUGACCACCCCCAUCAUUUCGCCAUCCAUACCAGCCCCCAUCUCUCCCACCACAUCAUCCAGAGUUAGCCUCUCUC
Molecule: messenger RNA, 1692 nt
Organism: Amborella trichopoda
Lineage: Eukaryota; Viridiplantae; Streptophyta; Magnoliopsida; Amborellales; Amborellaceae
Source: RefSeq, a predicted model, not a curated record